This is a messenger RNA of Mytilus trossulus (common blue mussel), 488 nucleotides long. Its product is annotated as brorin-like. The record is from RefSeq and is a predicted model, not a curated record. Gene Ontology annotation, cellular component: AMPA glutamate receptor complex. Bases 49 to 474 code for a protein of 141 amino acids. The transcript is spliced from 2 exons. Gene Ontology annotation, biological process: negative regulation of BMP signaling pathway. Gene Ontology annotation, molecular function: protein binding. Lineage: Eukaryota; Metazoa; Mollusca; Bivalvia; Mytilida; Mytilidae.
UAUUCUUAUCUUUCGUUACCUAUAUCUAAUGAACUACAUUUAGACAAAAUGUUGAAGUAUUUCUUCAUUCUAACGUCUUGUUGUAUAAUUCCUGUACUAAUCGUGAAUGCUAUACCACAAACUUCGGGAUGUUUUAAGGAUGGAAAAUAUUACCAAGACGGAUCCAAUUUUCAACCCAGACCAUGUGAACAUUGUAGCUGUAACCAAGGAAACGUUAGUUGUACCGUAGCUGAGUGUUUGGUGACACUUUGUGUUGAUCCAAUUAAUGACCCGAACAUGUGCUGUCCUGUGUGUCCGAACGGACGUAAUUGUUUGGCGCGAGAUAGAAUCAUACCAGCUGGUAGGAAGGUUUACCUGAAUGAGCAUACAAUAUGUCAGUGUCCAGACAGAAUAUCGCUCGACAUGACAGUGUUGGUGGCAACUUGUUAUCAAACAGUUGACAGUCUUCCUAUUCACAAGGUUGUUGGGAAAUAAAAAUAAAAACUUAA